Messenger RNA from Folsomia candida, 3777 nucleotides. It is a transcript of the gene Sirt1, whose product is annotated as NAD-dependent protein deacetylase sir-2.1. The transcript is spliced from 7 exons. Gene Ontology annotation, molecular function: NAD+ binding. Bases 260 to 2251 code for a protein of 663 amino acids. Lineage: Eukaryota; Metazoa; Arthropoda; Collembola; Entomobryomorpha; Isotomidae. The record is from RefSeq and is a predicted model, not a curated record.
AUCACAUCGCUCUCGGAAUACCUGCUCAGCUCUGAAAACUAGAGUUCGUGUGAAAAGGCGCAUUCUCCGCUACCACCACCACCAUACAAAUAAUAUCCUCUCUCUCUGUGUCUUCUCCUGCUCGUGUGUUCAGUUAGUUGCUGAGUUCUCGUCUUGUCUGUAUGCUGUGCCUGCUGCGAGUGUGAGUGAGUGCAACAUUACAGACGAGUCCCUCUCAACCAACCACUCCGUUCACUUUGCUGCUGCGAAGAAAGGAAAGAUGGAGGACAGCCAGCACGGGAUCAUUGGCAACCACGGCCACCAGAUCUGCGAGGAACCUCAGCCCAAAAAGCGCUGCAUCCGAUUCGCCUCUGACCUCAGCGCUGAGGACCCCAGUGACUCGGGUUUUGGUGACCUGCCCUCCAUUUCGAAUUCGUCGUCUCUGGGGAGUGGUGGGGAAAAUGGCGACUUGGAAGUGUCCUCCUUCUUCGAGUUGGCCAGCUCGGAAUUAAGCAAACUAUCCCCUACUGCUCUCCAGGAAGAAGAUGAUGAGAAUGUUUGUAAACAACCGGAAGAGUCCCAAAGACAUUUGAGCAGCAAUAGUGAACCGUGUUGCAGAGGUAGCAGCUCAUCCAGUAGCAGGUCGUCGUCAGCCAAUGAUAACCAUGACCAAGAUGAUGAAGAAGAAGAUGAUGACACAUCUCAACCCAUUGACGACAAUUUUAUCGACCUAGUGCUGAAUACGAAGGAAAUCUCUGGAAAUUCUUCAAGAGCUGCUAUGAUGCAACGAUUCCUUUCCCAUUUGAGGAGCAACCCCAAUGAUGCACAACUCCAACAUUUCCUAGCCCUUUUACUCUCAGGCCCAGAAUUCGCUCCUCCGCGACAUAGACUGCGACAUGUAACGUCGAUCCAGGAUGCAGCACGUCUAUUGAAAUGUUCCAAGAAAAUUUUGGUGUUGACUGGAGCCGGAAUAUCUGUGUCAUGCGGAAUUCCAGACUUCCGGUCAAAGGACGGCUUGUAUUCUCGUGUAGCUAAAGUAUUCCCAGACCUAAGGGACCCACAAAGCGUCUUUGAUAUUCGACUAUUUAGAAAGGAUCCGAGACCAUUUUUCCUCACUGCUAAAGAACUUUAUCCUGGCCAGUUUCAACCCUCACUCUCUCACAAAUUCAUUAGCAAGCUGGAAUCACGUGGUCAACUACUACGCAAUUAUUCACAGAAUAUUGACACACUAGAAACAAUUGCUGGAAUUCAGAAUGUCACCAUGUGUCAUGGCUCUUUUGCUACUGCAACAUGUCUUCGAUGUCAACACAAAGUUUCUGCGGAUGAAAUCAAAGAAAAAGUUUUAUCUGGCGAAAUCCCAUAUUGCAAAGUUUGUUCCACUGAAGAGGAGACGAGUCAAAUUAAAUAUCCAUUGGGACAACCACCUAUUGUAGUAUCCCCUGUAACACCCAAUAGCGAUUCAGAGGAAACUCGAGCUGGACCUCAACAGGAAGACGAUGAUGAAGAGAUGUAUCCAACUGGAGAAAAUUUUCCAUUGCCUCCAGUUGUCAAACCUGACAUUGUAUUCUUUGGCGAGGAUCUUCCAGACGAGUUUCAUAACAAUUUACAACUGGACAAGCCAAACUGUGACCUGUUGCUUGUUAUUGGAUCAUCCUUGAGGGUUCGACCAGUCUCUUUGAUUCCUGGAAUGGUCCCACCUGAAGUACCACAGAUUUUAAUUAACCGUGAAUCCCUUCCACAUUGUCGCUUUGAUGUCGAGUUACUAGGAAAUUGUGACCACAUCCUAGCCCAAUUGAGCAAAAUGAUUGGAUCAGAUUUCACGGAACUGACUGAUGGACCAGAACUCAGGGAAAUUGACAAGUUGCCAAAGGGAGCUAAUUUGACUGAUGGUGACAUAAAGGACCCAACAUCAGAGCACGACAUGCAUUCAUUUUUGAAAGCAUGCUGGGAACCAAAGACCAACGAAAAGUUGGUCGACCGAUUGCCAUCCGAUACAUACUUGAGCUGGAGGCAACGACAGUAUAUUUUCGAAGGUGCUGAGGAAAUCUAUGAUCCAGAUGACGAUGAGGACGGCGACACCUCAUCAUCGUCAUCCGAUAGCUCCUCGAAUUGUUCUUCAGCAGUGGAUGAAGUUAUCACCCGGGACAAGGAAGUUGAUGAUGAGCUCCAACAAAUAUCAACAAAUAAUUCCAAACAAACUCCAAUGAUUUCGUCAGUUCCAUCCACCCUUAUCAAUAAUGAACUUAAAGCCGAUGGGGACAAAUCAAACUAGAACUAAUAGUCAUGCAUUAUUUAUUUAAUUUAAUAAUGCACUUCACGUUCACCAUACUACUACUACUACUACAGGCUACUACCACUAAAUAUACAAUUAGUGCUACCGAUAAAGAAUCUAGUACUUGAAUCAAACCUAUUCGCUACGUAACGUAUUAAAGUUUUAUUACUAUUAUUUGUUGUACAGUAUAGAGAAUCAAGCGUAGAUAUAGUGGUAGUAAACCAAGCUUUUUAAAAUUCAAUGAAAAUUUAAUUCAUACAAAUUGUACAAGUAUCGAAACAGUUUAGAUCAUACAACAACUUUUAAUAAUUUAACUACACCAUUUUAAUACUAUAUCACUAUGUGUAUUUAUGUAGUGUAAUAACAACGCUGCGCGAAUAGGUUGAUUUUAUUGGAGGAUACCGGUUGUCGGUGGUUAAUAUUGUACAUUGGGUAGACAUAAAUAUUCCUGUGUAUAUAUAUAGAAAUGAUUCGAAAUCGUUUUUAACAAACAAUCAAAUUAAUUAAAGAUGAACUGUAUUGUUUUUAGAAUUCAAAUGGAAUUCAAUGAAAUUGUGAUAUAACUUUGAGUUUGUUUGUUCGCACAAACGUUGGCUUUGUUACAAAUGGUGGUAAUUUGUGUAAUUCGCAGGCAUUAUUAAUAGCAUAUUAUAGAGAUAGACGAUGACAUUCGCACAUAUUCUUAUCCCAUAAAUUAUUUAGUAGCCAAUAUGCCAAGCCCGAACAAUUAAUUUCAUUUCACAAUUGUCCAAGAUUAAUUUCUCAUAUAAGGCGAUGAUGUAAAUGGGGGUGUGCGAUUGAGUUUAGCUGAUUGUUGUCUGUCUGUCUAUGUACGUGCGAUUAAUGUUCAAUGAAUUUCUAUCAAUUAUUGUAAACCAAAUUGAUGUGAUUAAUUACUUACUCCUCUAAAGUAAUAUUAGUCUGCAGUUUAAUCAACUCAAUUGAAGUAUUUCCGUUAGUUGUAUCAAGUCGUUUUUAGGGUUGUUCUCUGUUUUUAUGUAGAAUAUCUACACUAACUACAGCACUAUUAUGUACGCUCCGUUUCUUUUGAAAAAUUACAAACACUUUUCUCGUCAUUAUUGUAAAAUGUGUAGACUAUGGUAAAUACGAGACCGACUUUGGUCACCUCUUGUAUUUCGAGUAUGUAUACUCAUGUGAGUAAUUAUUUAUGUGUGUAGUUAGUGAUUAUAACGGAACUCAACUGAAAAUUGAUUAGCAAAGCAACCCCACGACGAUGAGUAUCUUAGAUUAUGUAAAUGCUAAUAUUCUCUAAAAAAACAUAGACUAUAGACAAGAGGCACGUUUGCCGUGUAGUAGGUGUUGUUUUCUAAUUCCAUUUGUUUUGUUUUUUGUAUUGUUCAAUUUAGCGAAAAUUAUUGUUUUGAAAAAACAAAAUGAAUUAUUACUGACUGAAAAAGCUAUAGACGAUUGGCUACCACGCAAAAAAUGACAAAAGAAGCAAACCGAUUCAAUGAAAUAAAAAAGUAAUGACACAAAUAAAUAUGUUGAAGGAAUCGAUUCAAAAC